UCUCAAACACUAACCCUGACAAAAAUGUUGUUUACAUUAGUUCUGAUGUCACACACAGCCUGGAUCUGACGGAUGAAGAUAAAGUUUACCGGCUUUGUUUGUUUGUUUGCUUGUUUUCGCAAGGAUUUUUUUUCCAGCAUGGCUGUGAUUUGCUUAUCACUUAUUGAAUUAUUUGCUGCUCGUAGAUGCCACUUCUGAUCUGCAAAGGAGCGAAACUGAAAAUUUGCCAAACAAAACUGCGACAAUAGAUGCCAGCAGACACACCUUGACGUGAGUCAGAAGGCUGCAGAGACUUCCCGAGUGAGAACAAGAUGCCUGUGGUUAAGGCGGAGGACGAGGCUCCGGUUCAGACGGCCGUGGAGACGACGGACUCUCAGAACACCGAUCCUCCCAAAGGCCGCCGCAGGAAAAGGCCUUUGCAGAGGGGAAAACCUCCCUACAGCUACAUCGCUCUCAUCUCCAUGGCCAUCGCCAGCUCCCCUGAUCGCAAACUCACUCUCGGGGGCAUCUACAAGUUUAUCACUGACCGCUUCCCUUUUUAUCGGGACAAUUCCAAAAAAUGGCAGAACUCCAUCAGACACAACCUGACUCUCAAUGACUGCUUCGUCAAAAUCCCCCGAGAACCAGGGCGGCCUGGGAAGGGCAACUACUGGGCGCUGGACCCAAACGCAGAGGACAUGUUCGAAAGCGGUAGCUUCCUGCGGCGCCGCAAACGCUUUAAACGCUGUGAUUUCAACACCUACUCUACCUCCUCCUCAUCGUACCACCACGAUUCUCCCAUCUUCUCUCCAGUCCAGAUCACCACCUCCGUCUAUGGAUCGGUGUACCCAACAUACACGCCACAGAUCUCUCCACCGUACUAUCCGCCAUCCACGACCGGAUUUGGUUCCAGCCAGUCUCGUGUCUUCAGCAUCAACACCAUAAUUGGAUCUGGUGGUUUGGCACACAGCCCUCCGGAGACGCCACCAGUGCAGCCAUCAUGCCGUAACUUCAACCAAGACGGAGGAGGAUCAUGCUCGCUAAACUCCAACCACCUCGCCUUCUCGUACCCCAAUGCGGGGAAUCAUGGGUACGGCCAGGCUGCUCAGGGCAUGUUUACGCACAACAGCACGCAAAACUACAUGCCCUCUGGGCGACUUGGGGUUACGGGGUCAUCCCCCAUCACCGGAGAUGUAGCAAACGAUCCAUACAUCCAUAACAGUGGUGGAACAGGCGGCUACAUGAGACCUGUCACGUAUCCGUCCUGCAUGGACAGGUUUGUUUCUGCCAUUUAAAAAAAACUAUGAAGGUGCUAAAAAUAUAUAGACACAUUAAUAAUAUUAAUACUACUACUAAUAAUAAUAAAUAAAUAAAAUACACGGCUGCCUGUGACCAGUCUGUGCUCUGUCUCCAAACUACUUUAAGACUUUUUAAAAUGAACUCUUCCUGAACUCGUGGAAUUAAAUUUUAUUUGCUGCACAUGUGGGGAAAAAGUGGCAGUAUCUCAGGUCACAUGCUUUUUUUCUUUCUUUUUCCUUUUUCUCACUCUCUGUUGCAUGUGAAGUGGAACAGCGAUUGAACAGACUCGAUGUUAUCAGCUCAUAGCACAGAAAUCACCUCAGUGACUCUGAAAAGAUCGAACAUUGUUAGCAUAUUUACUGAAACAAAGAAAAACAACACGUGCACGUUAAUUAGGUUAACAAGCUCUUUACGGUUCCCUUUUCUUUUGUUGUUGUGUGUGAAAUGUGUUCUGGUGUGUUUCGGUAAAAAAAAUGACAUUUUGUUUAUUUAGGCUUUAUGUUAAAGAAUAAAAUUUCACCAGUGGUGUAUUAUUUGUGCUUUAUUGCAUUUCUUUUUGUGCGGAUAUUAAAAAUAAAACACUCGCAAUGUUGAUAAAACAGAAAAGUGUAAUUUAAGGGGAAAUCGUCUAUGAUGUGUUUUUUUUUUUCCUAUUUUAUUUG
Messenger RNA from Clarias gariepinus (North African catfish), 1940 nucleotides. RefSeq names its product forkhead box E1 (gene foxe1). The transcript has a single exon. The record is from RefSeq and is a predicted model, not a curated record. Lineage: Eukaryota; Metazoa; Chordata; Actinopteri; Siluriformes; Clariidae. Gene Ontology annotation, biological process: anatomical structure morphogenesis; regulation of transcription by RNA polymerase II; cell differentiation. Bases 312 to 1274 code for a protein of 320 amino acids. Gene Ontology annotation, molecular function: DNA-binding transcription factor activity, RNA polymerase II-specific; RNA polymerase II cis-regulatory region sequence-specific DNA binding.